Messenger RNA from Euleptes europaea (tarantolino), 752 nucleotides. RefSeq names its product B cell receptor associated protein 29 (gene BCAP29). The transcript has 6 exons. The record is from RefSeq and is a predicted model, not a curated record. Gene Ontology annotation, biological process: intracellular protein transport; endoplasmic reticulum to Golgi vesicle-mediated transport. NCBI's taxonomy places the organism in Eukaryota, Metazoa, Chordata, Lepidosauria, Squamata, Sphaerodactylidae. Gene Ontology annotation, cellular component: endoplasmic reticulum; endoplasmic reticulum membrane. The coding region runs from base 24 to 752 and encodes 242 amino acids.
CUGCAGAUCUUUCAAAGGUAAAAAUGACUUUUCAGUGGACAGCUGUCGCAGUCUUUCUGUAUGUUGAAAUAGCAAUUCUGUUGCUACUCUGCUUACCCUAUAUUUCUCCCCUGAGAUGGCAGAAGAUUUUUAUGUUUUCAUUAUGGGGCAAAAUUGCGAACUACUGGAACAAGGCAUUUCUUGCCAUUAUAGUUCUAUUAAUUGUUUUAUUUCUUGAUGCAGUAAGAGAAGUGAGGAAAUACUCGGAUAUUCAUAUAGCUGAAAAAAGUACACAGGCAACUGCCAGUGCAUAUGAUCACAUUCACAUGAAACUCUUCAGGUCACAACGCAAUCUUUACAUAUCAGGAUUCUCCCUGUUUCUUUGGCUUGUACUAAGGCGUACUGUUUCCCUCAUCACUCUGCUGGCAAAAGAGAUGGGAGCCCAGGUAGCUCUGGAAAUUCAAGUAGCAAACACCGGUGAUGCCGCCAGGAAAUAUCUGGAAGAGAAUGAAAAAUUGCAGCGGUCAUUAAUGGAAAGAAGAAAUUGUAUCACUGCAGAGUUGAUCGAAGAAACAAAUAAAAAAUUAAAGCAGGAAGCUGAAAAACUGAAAGCAGAAAUAAAGAAAAGUGCAAUGGUUCUUGGCAAGAAGACAAAUGAAGUGACUGAAGUUAAGAAUCAGGCUGAAAGCCUUAAAAAAGAAUAUGACCAUCUUGUACUUGAACACAAAAAACUGAAGGUAGGUGGCAGGGGCAGCUUAAGGAGAACUUCCUGA